GUGCAGGCUUUGCUUCGAGCUUAAAGAAGACUGAAAAAGCAAAAAGUGUUUGAGGUCGCAGUUGAUUCAAUUUCAAAGGGAGAAAAAAGUAUGUUGACUUAGGUUUGAAUUUUGUAUAGUUCAAUAUUGUUUUCAUUUAUUCUCAGUGUUUUAAAAGUUUAAGUAUAAAGGCUAUAUAUAUACUUAUUUAGUAUUAUAUAGACAUGCAGUACUAUAUAAUGGUUGAUAUUCAUAUUUCGAAUCUUUUUAUGUUUGAUGGUUUCUUAUUUUAGUUUUAUCACAUAUAUUUCUCAAAUAUUAUAUUAAUUAAUUAUUCAUAAGCAAAACACAACUUACUGUUGUCUUGGCAUCACCGCAAUAAAUUCAACUCUGGCGCAGAAUUUUCAAUAUAAAUAUACGACUCGCUCCUUUCAGGGUCGUUUAUAUUACAGUAUUUUUAAAAAAUCUCAAUGUAUAAUUAAAAAUUUCGGCCUAGUCUUUCUUUCUUUAACGAACUUUUUGGAGUUUAAAUCACUAAAAUAAACUCCCUUUUCAUGGAGUGUUCCUUUUAUGACUUUGCAUUUAUCUCGUGCCCACAUGCAAAGCUAGUAUUUAAGUACUAUAUAAUUUGAUUCAAUUUAUGGCUUUGGUAGCUUUCUAUACUGUAUAUGUAUAUCAGAGCAAACGCCUUCGACCUCAAAGGUCCGGACUGAAGAAUUUCAUUUGAAAAGAAUCAGUCAACAUUUGAAAAGAAUCAGUCGGUCAACCCUGUACCAAACGUCGUGGGUUUUCGCCGGGUACUCCGGUUUCCUCCCCCACAAGGAAUGUUGACAGGGUGGGUUGGGAUCAGCCCCUACCUGACACAUCCACCGUAGCUGUAAUACUCUGUGAUCAGACAUGAGUCAUGAGAUCGUUGUCGGAGGUACCCUACAGAAAGCAUUCGACUCGAUCGGUUUGAGCAGCAUCCUUUGCAAAUCAUCUAAUAGCUAUCAGCUAAUUCUUUCAAUUUUGAACUAAAUUAAUAGUAUUUUACGUACGUGUACUGUAAUGGUAAACUAUAGUAUAUGUUUUUGCGUGUAUAUAUAUACCGCCACGCUGACUUGGUACGUUCACGUUCAUUAAUUAAAUAUACGGCUUGACUCAAUUCUUUAGAUGAAUUCAAGAAAUGGACUCGUCUUUUUACUGUUAUGUUUGGCGACGUGGACAUUGUGUGCAGAGGCAGUAACGUCGGUUCUUGGUUCAGCGAUAAGACGAAGAACUGCACCUAAACUGACUACCAGAAGACCGCCAACAGUUCCAACAGUACCAAAUGCGAUCACGCAAAUGCUCAUAAAUAACGUACAGCCGGCUACGAAACACAUGAAUGAUAUUAUGGACAUCAUUAAUCCACAAGGUACAGUCAUACAGUUUUGCAAAUGCACAAAAGUUUGAAAUAGUUUAUUUAUUUCAGUUUUUGCGAAUAUCACCACCUUCAAUCAAUCAAUCGUGUUUUAAUCAUCAUAGGUUAAAAGUUACAUAUCCUGUGUUUUAAAAUAAUAUUUUUUUACUCAAACUAUACAUCAUAUAGCUAAAAUAUUCCUCUACUAUAAAACCUAUUUGAUUUAUUUGUAAUAUUGGUAGAGAAAAACGUUGAAAUGAUUUGAAUGACUCGAAUACAUAAUUUUCACUUCGUCUUCGGAGAAUGAACUUUGCAUUGGAUUGCGAGGGCGGAUUGCAAUCAAAAAAUAAUUUACACCCCACUAAGGUUCCCUAAAAUGGUUAACAUGCAUGCGUAUAUUACAUAAAAAUAAUUUUGUUUACAGACUGAUACAUUUUUACGAAAAUAUUUGCAUCCUCGAUUCUUUAGUGCCGAUCUGGCGUCAACAACUUCCCACUCAUGCAGAGAUAAUAAAAUAUAUUUUUUAUUGUGCUGAUAAGGCUAUAUGACCUAUAUGUCAUGUUUGUAUACAUGCAUAUCUAUUGUGUGGUUGAAUCACAAUGCAUGGCAUUUAAACUAGGUACAAAAUUUCUGAGCGAAAACAUGUUUAACUUAGUACAGUGAGGUAUAGUACAGUGAUUACAGAAAAUGUAAAUUCACCAUGAUUGUCAUUGCUGACCAUGGCGAAAAAGAAUUGUGCUAUUUUUCGAAGCCUAUAUUUGCAUGUACUUUAUAAGGAAGGCAUAUGCGACAAACAUGGCUGUAUAUAGAAUACUGGAGAAAGACAAUCAAACGUGCUUGGGGUACUUUUCACAUCUGGGAAAAUGAGGGAUUAUUCUUAUUGGAUCUCUUGGGAGAGCAGCAUUAUAGAGCUAUCUGGUAUAUUAAAAUAAAGUCAGUUCAGUUUGCCAGGUUGCGAAUAUCUGUUUCGUAUUUAAUUCGUGUUUGAUAAUGAUAUUGCUUAGUAUAUGCACUUUUUAAAGCCUAAUUAGCAUAAAUCGCGUGCCUUUUUAUUUACUAACCCUUUUAUGUCGCAAACGAUUGAAAAUCUUUAGUAAUUGAAAGACCUUUUAUUGCAUGGCGCACUUGAUUAAACUCUAAUUAUUAAUCAAGCUAAUGAAAAAGAAGGAUGGCAUUUCGCAUGUUGUUUUUGUACAGUCUAAAAAUGACGCAAAAUAUUCUAUAAAUUUCACGUGGAAUUCUAGGAUGGCGGAUGAGCUGUCAAUAAAUGGAUUCAUGCAAUUUGUUUUUCAGUUAUCUGCCGGUCGACAGGUUUAAUUAAGAUUGAAUAUCUAAACAGUCUGUUUACAAUUCCCUGUAGCUAAUACUUUGGGAGAUUUUUAACGAUAUGAAGAAACCAAUUAUUUAUAUGCAUGUUAAAGAUAAAAGAACGUAUACUAAGCAACGUUAAAAACAUCUUCUGGCACCGUGAACCUGAAAUUAUGGUUGAAAAUGCUCAUAAUUAUUAUAGUUUUGCACAAAAUUACAUUUACCAGUAUAUAAAAGCUCAUACCACACGGAACAUUGAACUAUAUUUAUAUACGCAUUAUUUUUAUUGGCAAAUUUAUUUACUGCUAUUUUAAGUGUCUCAAAUGGCAGUUUAAACGGGUAUAGCUAAUUAGCUAUUUCCCAAAGUCCUGGGUCUGGUCGCGUAAAUCCCAUGUUGGAGGGACAGGAAAUAUGGUUUAAAUUAAAAGUUUAAUGUAACUUAAGUUAAGGAGAUAUUUCAUUUUCGAUCGUCUAAAAAGUUGAUAUUUGAUAUAGUAGAUACUUCUACUCUUUCACAUAUUUGACGCCUGUCACCAUAUAUUUUGUUCCUCCAAACGAUCCCAGAAUGCACUGUGAUCUCUUUUGGAAAAAGGCUAAUUGUAUAAAGUAGAAAACAAAGCUAAACCAAGGAUAAAUUUGAGAGGUAUACGCCAAAAAGAUUUAAGGUUUUGAACGUACGCUGCCCCUAUAAUCGCAAAUACACGAUGUGGGAAAACUUGCCUCGUAAUCAUUUUGUUUACCAGUAUUUACUUCCUAUAUACAUAUGUCAUGAGCCUGUUACUCAUCGCAAAUACGCCAAAUUUGCUUUUUAAUCAUUUUUAAAACUAUUUCGAUUAUUUACUUCCUACAGUUCCUAUAUGAAUCUACAUGCAUGUUAUUCAUUAUUUCCUUAAACCUGAUUUGCAUUAUUUUUCAAAGUUUCUGUGAUCACAAUGGGUUUUUUUGUGACAAGCAAUGUUUCAGGCAACUGACUCAGUCAUGUUAAACACUGAUACUUACAAAUCCUUCAAAACUUUACCUAUGCCAAAUUCCUGCUGUGAUCACAGAAAACAUUGAUAGUGUAAACUCACUAUAUCUAUAAUCUAAAGUAUACAUGUCGGACAUCCCACAAUAAUCAUAGACAAGUUAAUCAAGACAUUAUUAUCCUAACUAUCUCAAUACGGAAUAAAACGUUUGAAUGGGAACACAUUUCUGUGGGCGGUUGAUAAUAAAAGUUCAUAUGACCUAGGACAUUCCUCGAGCAACAAAAUGAUCUAUUUAUACACGCGCGCUGUAUGAGAUCAUGACCAACGUCAAAGUAGCAAACUAGCAAACAAUACUUUCUUAGUUAACCUUCAACGUUUGUUGUCGUAAACAAAGUUGAUGGGUUUCGCAUCUGUCAACAUGACAAACGCCGCGUUUUUGCAUGGGGAGAAACCUUGACUUUCCACUAACUCUUUGUUAAUGAAUAACUCUGUCAGUUCUGAACUGUUUUCCUUUUACGUGUACAUUGGACUUUAUUUAGAUUUGACAGUUUCAUCAGUUUCAAACUGUUCUCCCUAGAGGUCUAUAGAGGCCAUGCAUUUCUUACUAAUCCAGUUACUAUACAAGGGGAAACCGAAACUAAGUGAGGAUCAUUUCUGAUUAAUGCAGUGUUACAACAGGAGGAAACCUAAACUAAACUAACUUUAUUUAUACUGGAUAGCUCUGUCAGUUCUAUAAACUGUUCUUCCCAGAGGUCGAUGCUGGAGGGAUCUUAUUCAUCCAGUGUUACUAUAGAAGAGGAAUUAGGAAACCUAAACUAAACUAACUUUACUUAUACAGAAUAGUUAUAUCAGUUCUAAACUGUUCUUCCUUGAGGUCCAGUAAGGAGUUAGUCCUGUAGUGUUACUACUGGAGAAAACUUAAACUAACUUUAUUUAUACUGGAUAGCUCUGUCAGUUCUAAACUGUUCUUCCUAUAGAGGUCCAUGCAGUAAGUAUCAUCUCUUAUUGAUCCAGUGUUACUACAGGAGGAAACCUAAACUAAACUAAACUAACUUCACUUAUACAGGAUAGCUCUAUCAGUUGCGAACUGUUCUCUCUACAGUAGAGGUCCAAACAUUUGUACUAAUAGUCAUUUUUCAUUAUGAAGGAAAUGGCAGACGCAGACGAGCAAUAAGGUUAUUAUGGAGAAAGAUAAAGUUAUAAGAAAAUCAGAUGAACUUAGGCUUGACGGAAAACUGAAGAAAAGUGGAAGAUGCGAAAAAAAGGGAAGAUUUUCAGGACCAACAUCCACAGACCGCAAUAGCAUGGCUGGAGUUACACCUCGGCAUAAAAAAACAAAAGAACAUCGAAAGCAAACAGUCGAAAAAGAAACUUAUCUUAAAUUAAAUGUUCUUAAAUAUAUUUUUCAAAGGAUGUAAAAAGUUCAUAUUGUAUAAGAAUAUUUAUUUUUAUUAUAUAUAAAAUAUUUAUAUUUGUUAAUAAAUAUUGUGAGCAAUAAUAAAUUUUAAAGUAAAAUUACCGUUUUCUCGUUUUGCGAUGGUAAAGCAUGCGCGUUUCGUUUAUUGAAGGAAUUCCAUUCCUGCAAUAUGCACGACUGUUUGAAUACAAUUUUUCCUCAGUUUUAUGUCAAAGAGUGCUUCCAAUUUGACUCCACCAAGUCUAGUUUAUUUUAGGUUUCCUCCUG
Paramuricea clavata is the source of this 5314-nucleotide messenger RNA. Lineage: Eukaryota; Metazoa; Cnidaria; Anthozoa; Malacalcyonacea; Plexauridae. The record is from the annotation of a GenBank genome assembly.